AUGUCAUACUUAAUCACCCAUUUGAAAAAUGGMUGGCAAGUCGACCAAGCCAUCACAUCCGAGGACGAUCGUGUUGUGGUAAUACGUUUCGGCCACGAUUGGGAUCCCACAUGUAUGAAAAUGGACGAAGUUCUGUAUUCUGUAGCUGAUCGAUGCAAAAACUAUGCUACAAUCUAUGUUGUGGAUAUAACGGAAGUUCCUGACUUCAAUAAGAUGUACGAAUUGUAUGAUCCAUGUACCGUGAUGUUCUUUUAUCGAAACAAGCACAUCAUGAUMGAUUUGGGCACUGGUAACAACAACAAAAUCAACUGGCCUUUGGAUGAUAAACAAGAAAUGAUUGACAUCAUUGAGACAGURUACCGUGGCGCCAGAAAGGGACGUGGUCUUGUCGUUUCGCCCAAGGAUUAUUCAACAAAAUAUAGAUACUAA
Messenger RNA from Exaiptasia diaphana, 429 nucleotides. Its product is annotated as thioredoxin-like protein 4A. Gene Ontology annotation, cellular component: spliceosomal complex; U4/U6 x U5 tri-snRNP complex; U5 snRNP. Gene Ontology annotation, biological process: mRNA splicing, via spliceosome. The record is from RefSeq and is a predicted model, not a curated record. The transcript has a single exon. The coding region runs from base 1 to 429 and encodes 142 amino acids. Lineage: Eukaryota; Metazoa; Cnidaria; Anthozoa; Actiniaria; Aiptasiidae.